CCAAACUCCAAAGACUCCAAACCUCAUUGUGAGGUAGCAAAUCGGGCCAUGUGCUACACAUCCAUCCGUGGUCCGUACUCGAUCACUCUUCUAGUACUCGACCAGCUACAAAUACUGACACCAAGGGAGGGUGCAUGUGCCGUACUGCUAGCAAGCAGGCAUGGCGGCUCAACCUGUGCUGCCACUGCUCUUAUCUACCCAAGCACUGUUGCUCUAUCUCUUGCUCAUCCCUCUGCUGAUCCUCCUCCGGGCAACGAGCAGGAGAUCGGCCGGCGAGCGAGCUGCAGUGGACAACCAUGGGGGCCGUCCCCUCCCUUCGCCUCCCAACAAGCUCCCUCUCAUCGGCCACCUGCACAUGGUCGGCUCCGACCCCCACGUCUCCCUCGCCGCCCUCGCCGCUAAGCACGGCGACGGCGGUCUCAUGCUCCUCCGCCUCGGCCAGACGCGCGCCCUCGUCGUCUCCUCCCCGCGCGCCGCCGAGGCGGUCCUGCGCACGCAGGACCACGUCUUCGCCUCGCGGCCGACGAACGCGGUCGUCGACGCCCUCCUCGACGGCGGCGCUGACAUCGCCUUCGUCCCCUACGGCGAGUUCUGGCGGCAGGCGAGGAGGCUGGUCACCACGCACCUGCUCAGCGCCAGGAAGGUGCACUCCCUCCGCCGCGGCCGCGAGGAGGAAGCGCGCCUGGUGAUGGCCAAGAUCCAGGGCGCGGCGGCCGCCGGCGCCACCGUGGACAUGACGAGGCUGCUCGGCGCCUUCACCAACGACAUAGUGUGCCGCGCCGUGUCCGGGAAGUUCUUCCGGGAGGAAGGCCGGAACGAGCUGUUCAGGGAGGUCAUCGACGGGAACGUGGCCGCGUUUGGCGGGUUCAACCUGCUGGACUACUACCCGGGCCUGGCCAAGGUGAGCAUGCUCAGGCGACUGGUGUUUGCCAAGACCAACCGGUUGAAGAGGAAAUGGGACGACCUGCUCGAUAAGAUCAUCGUCGAUCAUGUCAGCCAAAAAGCAUCGCCACGGGAGCAGCACCGCGACCGCGAUCAGCAAGAAGAUGAAGAAGAGACAGACUUCGUCGAUGUGCUCCUCGGUCUUCAGGAGGAGUACAAUCUCACCACAGAGCAUAUAAAGGCCAUAUUGAUGGACAUGUUUGUGGCAGGCACAGAUACUUCAUACAUAGUUCUCGAGUGCGCCAUGGCUGAGCUCAUGCGAAAGCCGAACCUCAUGACCAAACUUCAAGCUGAGGUGGGGGAGAAGACACCCAAGGGCCAACAAAUGGUGACCGAGGACGACUUGGGCAGCAUGGCCUACCUGAAGGCCGUCGUGAAGGAGACGCUCCGGCUACACACACCGGUGCCGCUCCUCCUCCCGCACCUCUCCAUGGCCGAAUGCAACAUCGACGGUUAUACAGUUCCCGCUGAAACCCGUGUCGUCGUAAACGCUUGGGCUCUUGGUAGAGACCAUGGAUCGUGGGAGGCUGCCGGCGAGUUCAUGCCGGAGAGGUUUGGCGACAUCGUGUCCCCCGACUUCAAAGGGAGGGAUUUCCAGUUUCUUCCGUUUGGAGCUGGACGAAGGAUGUGCCCCGGGAUAAAUUUCGCGAUGGCUACUGUGGAGAUCAUGCUCGCUAACCUUGUCUAUUGUUAUGAUUGGGAGCUUCCGGGUGGAAUGCGGCAAGAGGACCUCGAUAUGACAGAUGUGUUUGGCAUGACGAUGCGCCGGAAGGAGAAGUUGUUUCUUGUCCCGAUAUCGAGGAAUGUUAAUCGUGCAUAAUAUUUGGCACAAAUUUUGUGCAUGGUAAGGCUAGAUGGUGUAUUUGUAUGUAUGGUUUUCCAGCUUUAUCGAAAAAUACUUUCGCCCCGUUUUA
Hordeum vulgare subsp. vulgare (domesticated barley) is the source of this 1856-nucleotide messenger RNA. RefSeq names its product indole-2-monooxygenase-like. Lineage: Eukaryota; Viridiplantae; Streptophyta; Magnoliopsida; Poales; Poaceae. The transcript is spliced from 2 exons. Gene Ontology annotation, molecular function: iron ion binding; oxidoreductase activity, acting on paired donors, with incorporation or reduction of molecular oxygen; heme binding. The coding region runs from base 161 to 1762 and encodes 533 amino acids. The record is from RefSeq and is a predicted model, not a curated record.